Messenger RNA from Pyricularia grisea, 2675 nucleotides. RefSeq lists its product as uncharacterized. The transcript is spliced from 3 exons. Lineage: Eukaryota; Fungi; Ascomycota; Sordariomycetes; Magnaporthales; Pyriculariaceae. The record is from RefSeq and is a predicted model, not a curated record. Bases 681 to 2480 code for a protein of 599 amino acids.
AUUGACUUCCAAUGGAAACAAGCCUCCACUGCGAAAUUAGGAGGACGUGGGGAUACCCCGGCCCUUGUCGCCUCCGCAAACUUGUAGUGGCUGCAGGUAAUGGAAGGUAAGGUGCAGGCAGCCUCGGUUGUGGGUUGCACGUGCAAAAAGCAACAAACAAAAAAAACGUCAAUUCCCACCUAGACAGGGCAGGACAAGCUCGGGGAGCUCGGUAAAUUUGAUCCAAACUCGCAACCACGCUGGCCUGCAACAUCUCAGAACGUCCCUCCGUACUCGCAGCAAACAUCAGGCUUGCUACAAUCUUUAUGUGCCACAGACGUUAAUGGAUUGCUGAAUCUGCGACACUACCUAACCUUGAGUAACCUGACCUGCUUACCUAGGCAUCUUUUUGGUUUCUGAACCUCGGCCUUUCCAUUCUCUCUAUACACGUCAUCCAAUUGAGCUUAUCCUCCUCGUUCUUGUUCGGUUGCCGCGACUGCAGUUUCCUGAGAAGCUACUGCCGGUCUACUGCGAAUAAUCAACCAUCUACAGACAGAUUUACACAUCCAUCGCAAGAAACCAGACACUCGUCGCCCCAGUCCGGGCUAAGACACCACAAACCCCGACCCGACGCGAAUCCAAGACAGUAUCCGAGAUCCCACCAACAAGUCAAAGUCAACGAGCCGACAUAUCCGCUGAAGAUGGCGUCCCCGCCCGCGCCGUCCACCCGGGCAGGCGCGGCCGAUCCGAUCCUGCGCAAUACGCUGCGGUACACGGUCUCGGCGCGCGAGUAUGCGACGCUACACAAGUACAUCAUCUCGAGGUCUAGGGUGCUGAGGCGGAAUGCCCCCGCCGUCGAGACGGUCGCACGCAUGGUCAACGGCCCGGCCUCGGGCAAGACUACGGCCAGGGUAGAGGGAGGAGGUAGGAAGGGCGAGGCCCGAGGGUCGGACAAGACAAAGUCGGAGAAGGGGGCCGUCGACCCUCUGGCUCCGGUUAAUGACUAUAAUGUGCGGGCAGUCAGGCAUUCGAUCCGCGUCUUUGUGGCGACGAGCAUCGCUAUGAAGGCUUGGGGGAUGAUUGCCAAGAGGUUGAUGGGUGCGAAGAUGGACCCAGCACAUGCCUCCAAGAAGGAGCCCCUCUACAAAUCACCCACCUUCCGACUCUCCCUCUCCCUCAGCACAAUUCUCCUUCUCUACCGUCUUCUCUUCCGCUUUUUCACCAGGCUGCGUCUGCAGCUCCUCGACCCAUCGGCCGAGCCCUUCCGGCGCCGCAACCCGCGGACGGCGGGGACCCUCACAAGCCCGUACGCGCCGGCGAUCGGUGCCUCCCUGGCCGGUUUAGCCCUGGGCAUCUACCCGGCGCAGCAGCUGCGUCUGUCAGUGGCCAUCUACGCCCUGUUUCGCGCGCUAGAGUUUGGAUGGAACUGCGCCGAGGAAGGCGGCAUGAUCUGGGGGUGGGACAAGGACCCCCGCGGCGGUCCUGCGAGGAAGCGCGAGAGGCCCUGGUGGUGGGGUAGCUGGAUGCUCCAGCCGUUUGCGUUUGGCCAACUGCUGCACGCCUCCGUAUUUGACAGAGACUGCUUCCCCGUCGCGUAUGGCGAUUUUAUUUUCAAGCGGUCCGACGUUUACAUACAAAAGCGGCCCGAGCAGUAUCCGAGGAACUUGACGUGGCCUGGGACGUAUGAUAUUGUGGAUAGUUUGGCAAAAAUGGCCAAGCUUGGCUGGCCACCCAUCGUCUCCCCGACUCUUUUCCCUGACAAGCAAAACACUCUACCUGCGGGCCUUGAAGCUAUCGCACCAAUCACCAACCGUGCACAUCCGCUCAUCACGGCUCUUUCGUGCGCCACCCUCCACCCCCAGGACCCAUCAUGCGCUCGCACCUUCCUGACCUUUUGGCUGAGGUCAUUCCCACCGAUGGCGCGCUUCUUCCUGGCCAUGUACGCGGUGUUCGCGCUUCCACGCUUCCGCAAGCUAUACGAUGCUCCGGCGCGCGUCUUGCGUGGCCUUGUGACUUCGGCACUCUCGACCUCGACGUUCCUGACAGGCGCCAUCAGCACAGCCUGGGCCAGCAUCUGCUUCAUGCAGGCGUGGUUGCCAAGGGGCGCGCUGGCGACACAGCGCUUCUUCCUCGGCGGUUUUGCUGCCGGGUUCUGGGCCUGGGUGGAGCGGAGGAGGGGCCGUGGCAUCUUUCUUUACAGCGCCAGGGCGAGCGUCGACAGCCUCUGGAAGGUCGGUGUCAAGAGGAGAUGGUGGCGGGCCAUGAAGGGCGGCGACGUCUGGGUGUUUGUGCUGGCCGUCAUGCUGACAGGCAUCGUAUACGAGCGCGACCCGGCUGCUAUCAAGGAGGGUGGCUGGCGCAGGGGUGUCAGCUGGGUGAGGGGGGAGGGAUUCCGGGACUGGGCCAUCGAGGAGGACGAGGACGACGGCGCCGAGGAAGAGAUGGAGGCCGAGGUUGAGCUGGAGGACAGCCAGGUGGUUCUGGUUGAGAAGGAGAACUGAACAGCCUUGCUUUCAUACAAAAUAGGGCAUCCUUAGUUCUGUCGUCUGCGUGGGUGUAUUGCAUGAUUAUCCACUUGGGUUCACUGUAUGCGGGGACAUCUUUGGAUGAGCAUUUCACUGGAGAGCCCGGAUAGUUGCGCUGUACGUCCUGCAUGAAUUAAUGUUUGAUGAUAUUUUCUCUUUUUUUAAAAAAAA